This is a messenger RNA of Moesziomyces antarcticus, 1302 nucleotides long. Its product is annotated as septin. Gene Ontology annotation, biological process: cytoskeleton-dependent cytokinesis. Bases 1 to 1302 code for a protein of 433 amino acids. Gene Ontology annotation, cellular component: septin complex; microtubule cytoskeleton; cell division site. NCBI's taxonomy places the organism in Eukaryota, Fungi, Basidiomycota, Ustilaginomycetes, Ustilaginales, Ustilaginaceae. Gene Ontology annotation, molecular function: molecular adaptor activity; GTPase activity; GTP binding. The record is from RefSeq and is a predicted model, not a curated record. The transcript is spliced from 3 exons.
AUGAACGGUGGCUCUACCGCCCACGAGGCUGACGUUGCCGCGGCCUACCAGACCGACGGCGUUGCCGGCGCCAUCGCAGCUGGCCGAAAGAAGCUCAGCGGCUAUGUCGGCUUCGCCAACCUGCCCAACCAGGUGCACCGAAAGAGCGUGCGCAAAGGCUUCAACUUCACCGCCAUGGUCGUCGGCGAGUCCGGUCUGGGCAAGUCGACACUCAUCAACACCCUCUUCAACACCACGCUCUACCCGCGCAAGGAGGUGCCGCCCCCGCACCAGGAGCGCCCCAAGACCGUCGCCAUCGAGUCCAUCAGCUCGGACAUCGAGGAGAACGGCGUUCGCUUGAAACUCACCGUCGUCGACACACCUGGUUUCGGAGACUUUAUCAACAACGACCAGAGCUGGAAGCCGAUCGUGGACAACAUCGAAUCGCGUUUCGACAACUACCUCGAGCAGGAGAACCGCGUGAACCGCAACAAGCUCCAAGACAACCGCGUCCACGCCUGCAUCUACUUUGUGCAGCCCACCGGCCACAGCCUCCGACCCAUCGACAUCGAGUUCAUGCGACGCUUGCACCAGAAGGUCAACCUCAUCCCCGUCAUUGCCAAGUCCGACACGCUCACCGACGACGAGAUCGUCGCGUUCAAGCAGAGGAUCCUCAACGACAUUGCACACCACCAGAUCGAGAUCUUCCACGCGCCCAUCUACGAGAACGAGGACGAGGAGACCAUGCUCGAGAUUCAGGAGAUCUCGACCAAGGUGCCCUUUGCUGUCGUAGGAUCCAACACCGAGAUCGACACGCCCGACGGCCGCCGCGUGCGUGGCCGCGCGUACCCGUGGGGUGUGAUUGAGGUGGACAACGAGGAGCACUGCGACUUUGUCAAGCUGCGCCAGAUGCUCAUCCACACGCACAUGGAGGAGCUCAAGGAGCACACCAACAAUGUGCUGUACGAAAAGUACCGCAGCGAGAAGCUCGUCGGCAUGGGCGUCACACAAGACCACUCGGUGUUCAAGGAGGUCAAUCCGGCGGCCAAGAUGGCCGAGGAGCGUGCCAUCCACGAGGCGAGGUUGCGGAAGAUGGAGAACGAGAUGAAGCUCGUCUUCCAGCAAAAGGUGGCCGAGAAGGAGGCCAAGCUCAAGCAGAGCGAGGAGGAGCUGUACGCGCGCCACCGCGAAAUGCGCGAUGCGCUCGAGAAGCAAAGGCAGGAGCUCGAAGACAAGCGCCGCAGGCUCGAGAGCGGCCGUCCGCUCACGCCCGAAAAGGUCUCGCAGGCCACCAAGAAGAAGGGCUUCUCGCUCCGCAACUAG